GCCAAUGAUCGGAUCAUCCGAAUCACCAACGUACACUUUGAUGCGACGCCAGAAGACAUUUCGAGCUUCUUCAGCCAUUUCACAAUCAUCGACCAGAUCCGAGACAAGAAUUUGCGAACUAAGACCGAGUCCGUCGUCUAUGUACUGUUUGCUACUCAGACCCAGCGAAUCGAAGCGGAGCGACUAAGUGGUCAAUGUAUUCUUGGGCGCCGUAUCAGGAUCCAGCCCGCG
This is a messenger RNA of Cucurbitaria berberidis CBS 394.84, 231 nucleotides long. RefSeq lists its product as uncharacterized. The record is from RefSeq and is a predicted model, not a curated record. The transcript has a single exon. NCBI's taxonomy places the organism in Eukaryota, Fungi, Ascomycota, Dothideomycetes, Pleosporales, Cucurbitariaceae. The annotation marks the transcript as partial. Gene Ontology annotation, molecular function: RNA binding.